AUGCUCGACCAACAGACCACAGCCGCCGUCGCUGGCGUGCUGUCGAAUCUCGCGAAAUCCUACGAUCCCGCCAUAGACGGCUCCUUCACCGGCCAGGUCGCAGCAAACGGCGGCAAGCUGAACAGGAUAUUCCUCCCUGGCCCCGAAAGUCCCACGAAGACGGCUUUGGAGCUCGAGCUUUCUGCUCUCGCAGCGCGAGUACAGUACCUCGAGGCAAAGGCGAGCACGGUCAAUGAUAAUACCUUUCCAAUAACGCCGGGUGAGCCCACGGUCUCAUCACCCUUUGCUUCUGGGUCACCGACCAAUACCCCGAGGACUUUAGGCUCGAUACCGACACGCCAUUCAUCCAGCGCCAGCAAGGACAGAACAACGUGGGUGGAGAACUGGCUCGCCAAAGACGCUGCCGACGAGCAGCAGGCGCCUUCGACGAACCCGACGGGGAAGCAGCUGGGUUAUCUGCGAGAUCACCUCAACAAGCAGGCUGAGCAGAUCAAGAGCCAGCGCGAACACAUCGACAGUCUGAGCGCGGAAGUCAACAGGCACUUGCGAGAUCAAGAUGCUGCCUUUGGUCACGGUAUUGAGGAUAUCGGUGCACUCAAACGCGAGUUGGGCAAGCAUCAGCAAGCCAACCUGGCUUUCCAGAAGGCAUUGCGGGAGAUUGGAAGUAUCGUCACUGCUGUCGCGAACGGAGACCUCAGCAAGAAGGUAUUGAUACACGCCAAAGAGUUGGACCCUGAAAUCACGACCUUCAAGCGCACGAUCAACAAGAUGGUGGAUCAGCUACAGGACUUCGCCAGUCAAGUCACGCACUUGGCGAAGGAGGUGGGCACAGAGGGACGACUGGGCGGUCAGGCCUCGCUUCCAGGUGUCGAUGGUAUAUGGGCUGAGCUGACCGAUAGCGUGAAUGUAAUGGCUAGGAACCUCACAGAGCAAGUGCGUGAGAUCGCUGUAGUAACCACUGCUGUCGCGCACGGCGACCUCAGCCGCAAGAUCGUGCGGCCGGCUCGUGGCGAGAUCCUACAACUACAACAAACGAUAAACACCAUGGUGGAUCAACUGCGAGCGUUUGCAACUGAGGUGACAAGAGUCGCUAGAGAUGUCGGCACAGAAGGUGUCCUCGGCGGCCAGGCACGUAUCGAUGGUGUGCAGGGCAUGUGGAACGAUCUUACAAUCAACGUCAACGCUAUGGCUAUGAACCUGACAACGCAAGUCAGAGACAUCGCGGAAGUGACGACAGCUGUGGCGAAAGGAAACCUCACGCGCAAGGUCCAGGCUGAGUGCAAGGGCGAGAUUCUGGAGUUGAAGCUAACCAUCAACUCUAUGGUGGACCAACUCCAGCAGUUCGCACAUGAAGUCACCAAGAUUGCAAGGGAGGUCGGCACAGAAGGUCGGCUCGGAGGACAAGCUACCGUCCAUGGCGUCGAGGGCACCUGGAAAGACCUGACCCAGAAUGUCAAUGGCAUGGCUAUGAACCUAACCACUCAGGUGCGGGAAAUCGCGGAGGUGACGACCGCUGUCGCCAAUGGAGACCUCAGCAAAAAAGUUAGUGCAGAGGUCAAGGGCGAGAUCUUGGCUCUAAAGAUUACAAUCAAUACCAUGGUGGACCGAUUGAACACGUUCGCACUCGAGGUCAGCAAAGUGGCUCGUGAGGUGGGUACCGAGGGUAUACUCGGCGGCCAGGCAGAAGUGGAGAACGUAGAGGGUAAAUGGGCGGAUUUGACCAACAAUGUCAACACCAUGGCGCAGAAUCUUACCCUUCAGGUGCGAAGUAUAUCCGACGUCACGCAAGCCAUCGCACGCGGCGACAUGACGCGAAGAGUCAGCGUGCAUGCGCAGGGAGAGAUCCUACUUCUCAAAGACACCAUCAACGACAUGGUUGCCCGUCUAGACGACUGGUCGCUGGCGGUCAAGCGCGUGGCGCGCGACGUGGGCGUGGACGGGAAGAUGGGCGGCCAAGCAGAAGUGUCUGGCAUCGGUGGACGGUGGAAGGAGAUUACCACGGACGUCAACACGAUGGCGCAGAACCUUACAUCUCAAGUGCGAGCAUUUGGCGACAUCACGAACGCAGCUACUGAGGGCAAAUUCACCCAGAUCACCGUCGAGGCGUCGGGUGAGAUGGACGAGCUCAAGCGCAAGAUCAACAAGAUGGUGCAGAACCUGCGGGAGAGUAUUCAGAGGAACACCGCCGCGAGAGAGGCAGCAGAACUUGCGAACAAGACCAAGUCCGAGUUCCUGGCCAACAUGAGUCACGAGAUCCGGACGCCCAUGAAUGGCAUCAUCGGCAUGACCCAGCUCACACUGGACACGGAUCUGACGCAGAACCAGCGAGAGAUGCUCACCAUUGUGCACAAUCUGGCUGGCCAGCUCUUGACCAUUAUCGAUGACAUCCUGGAUAUCUCUAAGAUCGAGGCGAACCGCAUGGUCAUGGAGGAGAUCCCCUUCUCGAUCCGCGGAACAAUCUUCAACGCGCUGAAGUCGUUGACCUCAAGGGCAAACGAUAGGUCACUGAAUCUGGCAUAUCAGGUCGACAGCUCCGUGCCCGACUAUGUUCUGGGCGACUCCUUCCGUUUACGGCAGAUUAUUCUCAACUUAGUCGGCAACGCUAUCAAGUUCACUGAGCAUGGCGAGGUCAAGAUCGAUGUAGAGAUGGCGCCCCAAGCAGCAUGCGCGCCUGAUCAGUACGUGUUCAAAUUCGCCGUGUCCGACACCGGUAUCGGUAUCCACGGCGACAAGCUCAACUUGAUCUUCGACACCUUCCAGCAAGCCGACGGGUCUACGACGAGGAAGUUCGGCGGAACCGGUCUCGGCCUGUCCAUCUCGAGGCGCCUGGUCACUCUUAUGGGCGGUAGGAUGUGGGUCGAGUCUGUUUAUGGACAGGGUAGCACGUUCCAUUUCACUUGCAAGGUCCGCCUUGCAAACCCUAACGUCACUGCCAUCAUGCCCUCUCUCGUCCCUUACGCCAAGCAUACCGUGCUGUUCAUCGACCAAGGUCACACUGGCUUCUCCAACGAGAUCAUCAGCCAUAUCGAGGCUCUUAACUUGAAACCGUUGGUUGUUCAUUCCGAGGAAGAGAUUCCAGAGCCCAGCUCGAAGAAGGCAUUCGACUGUGUGCUCGUGGACUGCCACAGCACAGCACGGAAGCUGCGCGAUGCAGAGAAGUUCAAGUACAUCCCGCUGGUCAUGGUGACGCCCAAGGUCUCUAUAAGUCUCAAAGCCGCGCUAGAGGAUGGUAUCUCCAGUUACAUGACCACGCCAUGCCUGCCUAUUGAUCUCGGAAACGCCCUCAUCCCAGCCCUGGACGGCAGAGCUGCACCCUCCGUCUCGGAUCACUCGAAGUCCUUCAACAUUCUGCUCGCCGAAGACAACGCCGUCAACCAGCGGCUGGCCGUCAAGAUCCUUGAGAAGUACCACCACACCGUCACCGUCGCCAACAAUGGCCUGGAGGCCUUCCAAGCCGUGCAAAAGAUGCGCUACGACGUCGUCCUCAUGGACGUCCAGAUGCCCGUCAUGGGCGGCUUCGAAGCGACCGCCAACAUCCGCGAAUGGGAAGCCAAGCAAGGCCUCACACCCACCCCCGUUGUCGCGCUCACCGCCCACGCCAUGGUCGGCGACCGCGAGAAAUGCCUCGCGGCCCAGAUGGACGAUUACCUAUCCAAGCCGCUCAAGCAGAACCAGCUCAUACAGACGAUUCUGCGUUGCGCGACGCUGGGCGGUGCGCUGCUCGACCGCAACAAGGACAACAGGCUGUCGAUGCAUGGCGGCGACGGGGAGGGUGCGGUCAUGGUGCAUGCGCCGAAGGGGACGGCGACGCCGCCGCCGCCGAAGGUGACGCCGAGACGGGAGCGCCCUGCGAUGGAUCCGAGGGGGUACACGACCACGGGGAGGGAGGGCCAGGAUAGUCCGAACUUGUUGGCGGUGGAUCAGAGUGAUCCGUUAGAUGAUAGAGUGAGUGUUCCCCGCCGUCUUUUCUCCAAAUUCUCCGGCUGA
Messenger RNA from Coniosporium apollinis CBS 100218, 3987 nucleotides. RefSeq lists its product as uncharacterized. The transcript has 2 exons. Lineage: Eukaryota; Fungi; Ascomycota; Dothideomycetes. The coding region runs from base 1 to 3987 and encodes 1328 amino acids. Gene Ontology annotation, cellular component: membrane. Gene Ontology annotation, biological process: phosphorylation; cellular hyperosmotic response; phosphorelay signal transduction system. Gene Ontology annotation, molecular function: phosphorelay sensor kinase activity. The record is from RefSeq and is a predicted model, not a curated record.